AUGCUUUUUGUAAUUCAAUCACUGAGCACCAAUUUUCAAGCUGUUGGGUGAAGAAGGAAAAGACACUGCUUCCUCCUUUUCUUUUCAUUUUUUUCCCAUGUCUUCUUUUCCCCUUCUUCUAUUCCAUUCUAUUUACUAUUCAGUGGAUUUAUCAUGGCAUGCUUUUGAUACAUUGCCAUGUUGACUAAUCCCAACGAACCACUCCUUCUCUCUCCUCUCCCUGCUGUACCCCGUAACACUUGGUUAGGAGACAUUGUGGUACUCAUUUUUCUUUAGUUGGUGUCUCCCUGGCUGUUUCUAACCGAAGCAUAAGUUACAGACACACCCUAUUCCCUCUUUCUCUCUCUGAGGAUUACUUGCAUAACACUACUACUAAAGCACUCAGCUUACAGCUUCUCAUCUUCAUCUAUGCUCCUGCUAGCCCACUCUAUCUCUCUACCUUCACUUUCGUUACUCAUGCUGUUUCACAUCAUUUCUUCAAUUUCUACACUACACCUACUUCUAAACCAUGCAGCCUUUUCAAUUCUAAAGCUUUUUCUGCUUCCUAAGAUUAAAUCAGUUGCACCAAUAAUACAGCAACAGGAACUGCAGAUGAGGCAGAAAAAUCUGAAGCCUGGUGUUAGUCAGUGAGAGUAUUCUGCAUCUGCAAGACUUUUAGACUAUAGUUAACUUCACCUACUCAUCUAUUCUAUUCUAACGGUUGAGACAGAAACUUUCAGAAGUAUACCAUAGAGAGAAACAGGAAAUGUCAAUUUGCAAAACUCUGUAAGCAAUUGGCGGAUAACGGCCAAAACUGGAAUUUGGUUGCUUUUUUAUUUUUUUUUAAUAUGUGGAGGGCACCAUCUGCAAUGAAUUGAAGGGCUUUCAGGAUUGUAUAUAAAUAUCAAUGAGGUUGAGAAAUCUAAGUUGGUGCUUCCGUAUUCUGCUGUUUCAUGGUCAUGCAUCACGACAUAACCCUUUGAUUUAGUUCUGAGAGGGUUACAUCAAUGCCUUCCCUUCUCUCCCUCUCCAUGACUUUAUGAGAUCUAUAUUGUACUGUCGUUCAAGGUGUAGUCUUACCUGAACUUGCAGAUUUUGAAGUAGAGGUUUUUUCUUGACAAUUUCUACAAAUAAAAAUGAAGUUCAUGAAACUUGGGACAAAGGCAGAUACAUUCUACACUGAACAAGCUACCAGGACUCUGAUAUCAGAGAUAGCUGCAGACCUUGUGAUUCAAAUCAAUGACAUCACGUAUCUGUUACACAAGCUGCAGUUUCCGCUUCUUCCCAAAUGUGGCCUCCUACAAAGGCUUUGCUAUGACAGUAGUGAUUCAGAGAGUGUCUCUCUGGAGCUUCAUGAUAUACCAGGAGGAGAAGAGGCUUUCGAACUGUGUGCCAAGUUUUGUUACGGAAUUGCAAUCAACAUAAGUGCCCAUAACUUUGUAUCCGCUCUCUGUGCUGCCAAGUUCCUUAGAAUGAACGAUUCCAUUGAGAAGGGAAACUUUGUUGGAAAACUUGAGUCUUUCUUCAAUUCAUGCAUACUUGAAGGUUGGAAAGAUUCCAUUGCAACGCUUCAAACUACUGCUACGUUACCAGAGUGGUCUGAGAAUCUUGGUAUUGUCAGAAAGUGCAUUGAUUCAAUUAUUGAGAAAAUUCUCACACCACCACCACAGGUCAAAUGGUCCUACACCUACACCAGGCCAGGCUACACAAAAAAACAGCACCAUUCUGUGCCAAAAGAUUGGUGGACGGAGGAUGUUUCUGAUCUUGACAUAGAUCUUUUCAGGUGCAUAAUAAUGGCUAUUAGAUCAACAUAUGUCCUCCCUCCACAGCUUAUUGGAGAAGCUUUGCAUGUCUAUGCCUGCCGGUGGCUACCGGGAAUCCCAAAGCUUAAAAGUUCUGGCAGUUCAGUGUCUCAAACAGAAGAAUCUAAACAGAAAAACAGAAAAAUUCUUGAAACAAUUGUUAGCAUGAUUCCUGCAGAUAGAGGGUCUGUGUCGGUUGGCUUCUUGUUUAGGCUUCUCAGCAUUUCAAUUCACCUUGGUGUUUCCUCGGUGACCAAAACAGAACUCAUAAGGAGAGCCAGUUUGCAGUUUGAGGAGGCAACAGUGAGUGACUUGCUUUACCCUUCAACAUCCUCUUCUGACCAGAACUAUUAUGAUACAGAGUUAGUUCUAGCAGUGUUGGAAACUUUCUUGAAGCUUUGGAAAAGAAUGUCUCCAGGUGCUGUGGAUAGCAGCUACUUUUUGAGAUCAAUUAGAAAUGUCGGCAAGCUCAUUGAUUCCUAUCUUCAAGUGGUAGCAAGGGAUGAUAACAUGCAAGUUUCAAAAUUUGUGUCUCUUGCUGAAACUGUGCCCAGUAUUGCUCGAGAAGACCAUGAUGAUCUGUACCAGGCAAUCAACAUCUACCUUAAGAUGCAUCCUGAACUGAGCAAAGCAGACAAGAAGCGGUUGUGUGGGAUUCUAGACUGUCAAAGAUUGUCCCCAGAAGUGCGUGGACAUGCAGUAAAAAACGAGCUUCUGCCAUUAAGAACAGUAGUGCAGCUGCUCUACUUUGAACAAGACAAAGGGUCUAAGGCAACCUCCAGUCACAAACUGCCAAAGCCACAUGAGAUACUUCUGGGAGCAAAAGAUAGAGCAGCUACCACAAGAGACACCCAAAGCAAACAUUCUUUAGGUCCAGCCAAAGAAGAAUUCAACGGAGAAGAAAUUAGAGAAAGGGAUAAGCAGAAAACAAAAAGAUCAGAUGGCAAAUUGGCAUUGAACUUAGAAAAAAAAAUGGUUAUAAGAGGAGACAUUGAAGAGACACAAUCUGAGAAAGGCAGGAUUGUGAGAGAUGAAAGUAGUUCGAGCGGCAAGGUGAACAUGGAUCCUAAAAAAAUGAUAAGAAGGGCAAGAAGUAAAUCAGAACAUGGUGUGAAGAAGUAAGAUUCAGAUCACCAUCACAGCAACAGUAAUAAUAAUCUUAGUAACUUCAAUUCUUAUUAUUUCUUUUUUAACUUCUCAUAAAUGUCAGCAAUGUAUAAAUCCUUUGUACUAUCUCUUUCCCCAAAGAGUUUUAUCUAGGGAAAUUAUUUUUUUA
Vigna angularis (adzuki bean) is the source of this 3057-nucleotide messenger RNA. Its product is annotated as BTB/POZ domain-containing protein At5g47800. Lineage: Eukaryota; Viridiplantae; Streptophyta; Magnoliopsida; Fabales; Fabaceae. The transcript has 7 exons. Bases 1116 to 2903 code for a protein of 595 amino acids. The record is from RefSeq and is a predicted model, not a curated record.